This is a messenger RNA of Candida dubliniensis CD36, 516 nucleotides long. It is a transcript of the gene TAF19, whose product is annotated as Taf19p. Gene Ontology annotation, cellular component: transcription factor TFIID complex. Gene Ontology annotation, molecular function: protein heterodimerization activity. Gene Ontology annotation, biological process: transcription by RNA polymerase II; RNA polymerase II preinitiation complex assembly. The record is from RefSeq and is a predicted model, not a curated record. Bases 1 to 516 code for a protein of 171 amino acids. Lineage: Eukaryota; Fungi; Ascomycota; Pichiomycetes; Serinales; Debaryomycetaceae. The transcript has a single exon.
AUGUCUUUCACCAAACAUCCGCAAUUGCCAUCAGUCACUAAUCAGAAAAAGAAGAGAAAGCGUCAACGGUUAUUUGCAAAAGAUAUAGAGAAUUUGCUAUAUGCGAUGGGUGAUCGACCCGUGAGUACCGAGGCCACUGUCAAUGCAUUAGAGGAUGUGUUGGUCGAAUACAUUUCACAAAUAUCGUAUUCGAUGGUAAACUUUGCAAAGAGUCAAAAUCGAACACGAGUCAAGUUGAAUGAUUUGGCAUUUACUUUAAGAAAUGAUCCUAUGAAAUUAGCUCGUUUCCGAUACAUUCUAGAGCAAAGUUAUAAAAUAGAGAAAGCGAAAAAGAUGUUUGAUGAUGAUAAAUAUGAUAAUAAAAACAAUGAUGAUGAAGAUGACGAGGACGAGGACGAGGAAGAGGUUGAUGAAGAGCACGAAGAACGUGAAAAUGGGCAGAACCUGAAAGAUAAUUCAAAUACUAGGAAUGAUUCAAAACAACUGAAAAAGAAAAAGAAGAAAAGCCAUACUUAA